GUUAGAAGACUUAACACCCGACGUGCCUAGCACGGAGGAUGCCUUCAGUGUAGACACUCGUGCCCUUCUCUUUCUGAAGUGGGCAUUCUUCCAUGCACCGGUUGUAAAUGAAGACAACAGUACUGGUGAAAAUGUUUCCUUUUGUCCCAGGACAGAAACCCAGCCUGGUCCAUCUGGGGAGCACACUCUUUUUAUUAAAAAAAAAAAAAGGCAAAUUUGGGGCAUGGCAUAAAAUGCAUCUUGAUUCUAUGGAGGCCUUCAGGUCUCUGCAGGUGACUUGGGGCACCCUAACUCCCCCACCACCAAUCCCUCCUCCCCCAGCAGGUAAGACCCCCCCACUGCCCCAUCCUUUUUGCACCUUCCUUACCAGGCCUGCUCUGCCCUGUGUCUUUCAAGCUUUAGCCCUUGUGGGGAGUGUGACCGGGACCGAGGAGCCACCAGAAGCAUGGAGACGGUGGUGAUCGUUGCCAUAGGCGUGCUGGCCACCAUCUUCCUGGCCUCGUUUGCAACCUUGGUGGUGGUUUGCAGGCAGCGGUACUGCCGACCUCGGCCCCGGGACCUGCUGCAGCGCUAUGAUUCCAAGCCCAUUGUGGACCUCAUCGGUGCCAUGGAGACCCAGUCUGAGCCCUCUGAGCUGGAACUGGACGACGUCGUCAUCACCAACCCCCACAUCGAGGCCAUUCUGGAGAACGAAGACUGGAUCGAGGAUGCCUCGGGUCUCAUGUCCCACUGCAUUGCCAUCUUGAAGAUCUGUCACACUCUGACAGAAAAACUUGUUGCCAUGACGAUGGGCUCCGGGGCCAAGAUGAAGACUUCGGCCAGCGUCAGCGACAUCAUCGUAGUGGCCAAGCGGAUCAGCCCCAGAGUGGACGAUGUUGUGAAAUCGAUGUACCCGCCGCUGGACCCGAAGCUCCUGGAUGCCCGGACAACGGCCCUGCUCCUGUCUGUCAGUCAUCUGGUGCUGGUGACCAGGAACGCCUGCCACCUGACCGGGGGCCUGGAUUGGGUAGACCAGUCGCUGUCCGCUGCUGAGGAGCACUUGCAAGUCCUUCGGGAAGCGGCCUUGGCCUCUGAGCCAGAGAAAGGCCUCCCAGGCCCUGAGGGCUUCCUGCAGGAGCAGUCGGCCAUCUAGUGCCAGCUGGCCAGCCGCUGACCACAAGGGCCAGCCUGCUGCUGUCUGCGGGCGGCCCGGCUGAGCCUUCCACUUUUCCUGUCGUUAGUUCCGCACGGCUCGGGGUCCAGCUGUGUGCAUCAUACAUCGGGAGAGCCCGUGGGUUGAUGCCUCUGUUGCAGUUGCAGAUGGUGGCUGGCAAGUGGCAGUCUGACA
This is a messenger RNA of Myotis davidii, 1327 nucleotides long. It is a transcript of the gene TMEM98, whose product is annotated as transmembrane protein 98. The transcript has 6 exons. NCBI's taxonomy places the organism in Eukaryota, Metazoa, Chordata, Mammalia, Chiroptera, Vespertilionidae. Bases 446 to 1132 code for a protein of 228 amino acids. The record is from RefSeq and is a predicted model, not a curated record. Gene Ontology annotation, cellular component: endoplasmic reticulum.